CCUCCCUCCCUUCCUCCCUCUAAUCCUAUCUAACUGCGUCCAGGAAGCAGAGGAGGGCUCGUGCUUCGACAGCUUCCUGGCCAUGUGGGAUUUCUCUGACAUCAGAGCUGAUGUCACGGAGCAGGUGCGCCACGCAGGGCGGACGCUCUUGGGUCGGCCCAACAAGAUGUACUUCGGCGCCGCGGCUCGGCCCGAACACAGCGAGCACACGGGCCUCCUCGCGGCCUCCUCCCAGGACCCCGUCGCCGUGGCAACCACAUCCGUGCCCUCCUCCCCCUCCUCCAGCGGGCGGUACCAAGGCCUCGGCCACACCCCCGCCCCGCACUCCAUCUCCGCCCCCGCGGGGUUCAGCUCCUCGUCCUGGGACCAGGACAGCGACGGGUCGCCCCCGGAGGCGAGAGACACCCAGUAACGGGAUGA
This is a messenger RNA of Etheostoma cragini (Arkansas darter), 420 nucleotides long. RefSeq names its product transmembrane protein 184C-like. The transcript has 2 exons. The record is from RefSeq and is a predicted model, not a curated record. The coding region runs from base 83 to 412 and encodes 109 amino acids. NCBI's taxonomy places the organism in Eukaryota, Metazoa, Chordata, Actinopteri, Perciformes, Percidae.